Molecule: messenger RNA, 903 nt
Organism: Aspergillus costaricaensis CBS 115574
Lineage: Eukaryota; Fungi; Ascomycota; Eurotiomycetes; Eurotiales; Aspergillaceae
Product: alpha/beta hydrolase
Exons: 2
Coding region: 1-903 (300 amino acids)
Source: RefSeq, a predicted model, not a curated record
AUGUCUAGUAGGCAGAGGGUAGAGUUUAAGACCCUCGAUGGGCUUACUUUGAGGGGAGAUCUCUAUCCAGCUGAAACCCGUGGGCCGGCCAUCAUCAUCACCCCAGGGUUUCAUCUCGUCAAGGAGAUUUUGGCCGGCGACAUCGCGUUACAGUACCAACGCAACGGCGUCACCGCACUGGCUUAUGACCCCCGUAACUACGGUGAUAGCGACGGUCAACCACGCAACCAUAUAGACUCUAUCCGCAACGUCACUGACUACAGUGAUGCACUUACAUUCCUAAAAGGUCUUCCCAUGGUCGAUCCCAAUAAGAUCGCGUUCUGGGGAGCCUCCUGGAGCGGUGCCGUCGCUCUAGGGGCUGCAUCCCUCGACCCGCGCGCCAAACUCGUCCUCUCCGUGUGCCCCAUGGUCCAAGAUAUCAACCCCUCCCCAGCCUCCAUGAAAAUGUUAAAGAAUGCCAUGAAGGACCGGGAGUCGAUUGUCAGAGGCAACCCACCCUACUAUGUGCCUAUAGUCAACGAGGAGGGCAAAAACCCCGUUGGUUUCGGCCCUGCUUACUCCAAGGACGACUAUGAACUGUCGCAACGCGCUCGCAAUAGCGUGGCGCCUAAUUUCAGCCCCGAUAUGACCCUUCAGUCAUACUUCCAGUUGGUACAGUAUGACCCUGUGUCCACUAUGCGGUUCCUCAGUCCAAACACUGCGGUAAUGCUCCUAACCCCCGAAUUCGACGAGAUUUCGCCCGCCCACCUGCAGAAGCAGAUUUACGACAACGUGCCGGGGCCGAAGAGAUUAUUCUGGGCCCCGGGCCAGCCACAUCGUGGUGUGGUAACGGGUGACUAUGCGGAGGAGGGUCUGCAGAAGCAGAUUGAGUAUUUAUGGGAAGUCUUUGGGCCGAAACCCUGA